AAUAGCUGCCGAAAUAACACAAUGGUGUAAAUCACAAGAAACUUUUAAAAUGAUACCAAUAGAAUUUAUGCUCGGCUUUCUCGUUCAGGCAAUAAUUACACGAUGGCAGAGAAUGAUUCAUGACAUUGGUUUCAUUGAUAGUUUAUCAUUGACAGUAGCUGGUUAUAUUCACGGUAAUACGGAUUACAGUCGUUUGAUACGACGUAAUAUUGUGCGUUAUAUUUGUUUAGCUCAAGUACUUGCAUCACGAGAUUUCAGUAUUGCAGUUCGGAAACGAUUUCCCACAAUUGAUUCCAUUGUUUCAGCCGGUGAAAAGAAUUAA
Molecule: messenger RNA, 322 nt
Organism: Acanthocheilonema viteae
Lineage: Eukaryota; Metazoa; Nematoda; Chromadorea; Rhabditida; Onchocercidae
Source: the annotation of a GenBank genome assembly